This is a messenger RNA of Chelmon rostratus (copperband butterflyfish), 4814 nucleotides long. RefSeq names its product amyloid beta (A4) precursor protein-binding, family B, member 1 (Fe65) (gene apbb1). The record is from RefSeq and is a predicted model, not a curated record. The transcript is spliced from 15 exons. Gene Ontology annotation, cellular component: cytoplasm; nucleus. Gene Ontology annotation, molecular function: amyloid-beta binding; transcription factor binding. Lineage: Eukaryota; Metazoa; Chordata; Actinopteri; Chaetodontiformes; Chaetodontidae. Bases 142 to 2208 code for a protein of 688 amino acids. Gene Ontology annotation, biological process: regulation of DNA-templated transcription.
GCCCGGUCAGCCCACUGAGAGAAAACACCACCUAGAAACGAAGCGAGCCCUCACGAUUCAUGGAAAUAUGUAGUUAGCUCGCACUAUUCAGCGUAUUUCGACAACAGGGGGUUUGGUGGAGCUGUUUCAUGGAAAGUUACCAUGGGUGGCCAUGAUGAUGAAGAUAUGUCAUAUGUUGUGAACAAACAAAAACAAGAUGAAGAGCUAAAGAACAAGCUCAACGAUAGCAGCCACUGGUGCGACCAGGAGUCCACUGGCAAUAAUGCCAAGUGGGUCAAAGAAGGCCAAAACCAGCUGCGGAAAGUAGCCGAGAACCAGCAGGACCAGGAUCACAACUGCAAUAUCAACCAGAAUGGGAACAAGGAAGACUUCCCUCAUCAGACCAUCACUCAGGAAGAACAACGGGGAAAGGAGGAGCAGACCAAGUCUCCCAAAAUUGCAAUGACCCCUGGUCUCAGUCAGGAGGAGUCCAAGAAUAUCCUUAAUGAGCCGCUACUCAUCGACACUCUGGAGUCUAACGUUACAGAAGAGAAAGAUAAAGAGAGAGAAGAGGAUGGCAGAGAGAAGGAAAAGAAAUCGGCGGAAGACGAAGAGACUUCGGGUGAUACCAGAGGAGUGGCAGAGGAACAGAGUAAUGUGGAGUCUCAGAGGGAGGGCAGUGUUGUGGGGAGAAAUGCCUGCCUUCUGUUCUCCAACAUGAACGGGACACCGAAUGAUGAAGAGUCCAGCUGGUCUGCACUGUCUCAGGACAACACAGCCGACAGCUCUCCAAAUGGCAACAGAGAGUCCUUUUGGGACUCCAGUGCUUUUGAGACAGACACAGACUUGCCUUCGGGAUGGAUGAGGGUGCGAGAUACAUCAGGUACAUACUACUGGCACAUCCCCACAGGCACUACCCAGUGGGAGCCUCCAUCACCCCUGGGUAAAGUUGCUGACUCCAUGAUGUCUUCGACUAUGUCCCUGGAGACUACACCGUGUGAGGAGCCUGAGGAAUCCUGGGCCCAGCUUUCCAGCGCAGAAGAAGGAGCUGGUGAAGGAGAGCUAUGGAGGGAGGAGGCAGAGGUUGCAUCUGAUCAAAGUCUGAAGGAGUUUGAAGGGGCAACUCUACGCUAUGCAUCCAUCAACCUAAAUUACAAUUGCGCCCAGUCUGAGAAAGAAGAGACGCUCACGCCACUCUGCACAGAUUUAGAAACUAAGUGUUUUGCAGUGCGUUCCCUGGGCUGGGUAGAGAUGUCUGAGGAGGACAUGGCACCCGGCAAGAGCAGUGUUGCUGUCAACAACUGCAUCAGGCAGCUGUCUUACCACAAACACAAUCUUCAUGACACAGCUGGUAUCUGGGGAGAGGGUAAGGACAUGCUGAUGGUCCUGGAGAAUGACACUAUGAACUUGAUUGACCCACUGGGCCAGACUCUGCUUCAUGCUCAGCCCAUUGGAAGCAUCCGUGUUUGGGGCGUUGGCAGAGACAACGGCAGGGAAAGGGAUUUUGCUUAUGUGGCUCGAGACAACCUGACCCAAGUUCUAAAGUGUCAUGUUUUCCGCUGUGACUCACCUGCCAAAAACAUAGCCACCAGUUUACAUGAGAUGUGUUCAAAGAUAAUGAUGGAGAGAAAGGCGACCAAGCCGGGUCUGAGCAGGCUCAACUCUGACCCGAGUAAGCCUGUGGUCAUCCCUAUUGAAGAGUUUCCUGCUCCAAAAAAUGAACUCUUCCAGCACUUCCACGUUUAUUACCUUGGUUGUGAGGCUGUGGCGAAGCCAGUUGGUAUGGAUAUAAUCAAUGAAGCGCUAGAGACAGCAGUGCACAGCAAAGAUAAAAGCGAAUGGACUCCUGUCUCUGUGAAUGUGGCACCAGCCACCCUCACAAUACUUUCCAAACAGAAUGAGGAGGUUCUGUCAGAAUGCAGGGUGCGCUUCCUGUCUUUCAUGGGUGUGGGAAAGGACGUCCACACCUUUGCUUUCAUCAUGGCGGAGGGUCCCAGAGAUUUCACGUGUCACAUGUUUUGGUGCGAACCCAACGCUGCCAGCCUGAGCGAGGCCGUACAGGCUGCCUGCAUGCUUCGCUACCAGAAAUGUUUGGAUGCACGUCCGCCCAGCCUAGCCUCCUGCCUGCCCACUCCUCCUGCUGACUCUGUGGCUCGACGGGUCAAGAAGGGGGUCCAGAGUCUGCUGGGCAGCUUUAAGAGCUACAGGUCAGGCUCUCAGUCCCCUUGAGUUGGAGUGAAGAUGAUCCACAGUCCAUUAAACACAAGGUCCAUCACUCAAGCCCCUUCUCAACCUCACUUCUCCACCUCCUCCACCCAUCCUUCUGAACGCAGUUUCGCCUUACGACUGUUUCACUUGUCUAGUCACUAGUCUAGUGUGUGGAGUAGUAAGUGGGGAAAACGUGCGUCUGAAAAGAUUGCAUUUCUUCCUUUUUUGGCUCUUACUUUACACAACAAUCUAAAACUCAUCUUCAAGCAGAUGAACCCCUGGCACCUAUAUUUUCUUUGCUGGGAUUCUUUCUGUGAGUCUUAACUAUUUUUGUGUUUUAACAGAAAAAAUGCUAUGAAUGUUGGAUAUGUAUGUAAUAUAUUUUACAUGCAGAUGCUAGAAAUUGCUUGAAAAAGAGGUUGCUAGAUUUCUCACAGAAAUGGUCUCGUUCCCCUUUCCUCCUCGGUGCAAUUAUCAUCUCUAACACUCCUCUUUUUCUACUUUAAAUGAAGGUACUGUAACACAGUUGUUGUCAGUUGCUGUCAAGUAUCCUGAUAUUGAUUUUCUAAAACAUCAUUGCACCUCUCUCUCCGCCACCUUAGGUUGUAACACAAGCGCUGUAGGCGUCUCAGUAGUGUGCCACGUAGUUGUAUGUCCCCGACCCUGCCGAACAAUGUAUUUUAGUCUUCCAAAGAACUGUAUGGUCAUCUGUCACAUAGUGAGCAACCACCGAUUUGAGUGUAGUGUGUUUCUCAUACAUUCUGCAUGAACAUUUGCAAGUUCAGUGCUCGUGUGCAAUAAUCAGAUGUUCCUGUAUGGUGUGGUGAUAAAGAUGGCUGCCAUGUGAUUAUACGUUCACUUUAAUGAGAGAGUCUGGCUAGAUUGAGUGCGAGGCUAACGGAACAACAGAGCCAUGUUGAAAAUCAUUAUCGUGCGAUAUAAAUAAUAGUAAUAAAAAAUACAAACUCUGGGUUUUCACACAGCCGUUUACCACCAACAACUACUGAAAAGUACUGUAGAAACUCGCCACAAGCUGCAUGCUUUGAUAGCUUAGAGUUCUUGCUGCUCGCAGCAGUUUAGUGCUUAAGACCCAUCAAUGUAUCCUGUAAAUUCUUUCUGUGUUUCUGUAUGGUAAGAGGAGGCUGGAGUCGAUGUGUUGUUUCGUGUUUCAUAGGCAUGUCACUCUAGUUAGUGUCAGUGUGUUUAUCAUAAGCUAGCAGUAGAAAGUUAGACUUCCUGUCAGUUCCUUCAGACUAAGAUGAGAGCAGAUCAGUGUUUGUAUUUACAGUUUGUGUAUAAGGGAAACCUAGAGAUAACGUCUCCAGUGGUUUACAUUUUUAUUUUUUCCUCUGCCACAUUUCGACGUGUGUGGGCCCCGGCCACUCCAGUUAAUGUAUUUUUUUGUAUUGUGUCCACACACUACAAUGUACACAAUUUAAGAUGGUUUUCACAUUAGCGCGUUAGAUUUACUUUUUAUAAAGAACACACUACUUAGCCAAGUUGUAUUUUAUCUUUAUGUGUCUGUCAGUGAUCAAUACUGUAUGUAGCACAAUAGAAAUAGUCAUCUCAAAGAUGCAGUUUGUAAGAUUUGUUUGACCUCUGCAGGGCAUUUGUUUGGCCACGUUGUCCGAGACACUGGUAGUGACUCACUAGAUAUCCUCAGGCUUAACGGUUCAACUACUUUACAAUUAAAAUAAGUCUAUAAAUGAAGACAAACCCACACCAGAAUGUGUCAAAUUAAAGAUUAAUUUAGAGCAAAUCUAUCACUCAAUUAAAUUACAACAAAAUAUUGUGAAAAGGAAUGUGUAGACGUGCAUAACAAAUCCAACUUAUAUUGUAUUUAAUAGAACAAAACAUCUAUGAAACAGUGAUUGACUAUAUCAUGCUGAUUUAAGAUUAAGUGAGACUGUUAAAUAUCUAACUGGUGCAUAAUGAUACAUCUCUGGUCUAAAUCUCAUUUACCUGUCAUCAGCAUUGAAUUGUUUACUUUUUUUUAACUUUCUAGAUGUUUUGUUUUACAAAAAACAAUCAUCUUUGAUUUUUUUCUGUAUCGCAGACAGCUGAAAUCAGAGGUGUCCUCAAAAGAGUGAUAAAAGAAUUUUGGUACUUUAAGGAUAUAUAGCCACAAAGUACAUAAUCCAUGUUUGAGACAUGGAUUUGAACUGAACCCUGUGUGAGUAUAGAGAGGUGCGACACUGGUUUUUCAGACAGAUUUGAAGCCGUUCUGUUGUGUGACCUCGUCGAUCGACCCUGUCGCCCAGUUUUAAAAGCAUAGUGGUGCUUCGUGAUGACCGGCUUUUCAUAGAUUCAUAGAUUCCUAUCAAUGUUUUUAACAUUUUAGAAGUUAUCAAACACUAAAACUCUUACCAACUGCUUCUUUAUAUGUGUAUGAUAUAACACUAAUGAAAAUUAGACUACGUUGACUCAUAUUACUGCCUUGUCACUCAUGUGUCACUUGGAACUAUUUUGCUUUUUCUCCUUCAACGUUUGCUGUGUCCAGUCAGUGGCAACACUAAAGCCAGAUGAGUUAAAGAACAUUAGCAGAUUAAUUUAUUUCUGUUCAUGUAAAUUAGGUGUAUAAAAUGUAUGUAUAUAAAAGUCACUGCACAAUAAAUGUGAACAUAUCA